Molecule: messenger RNA, 6076 nt
Organism: Lepus europaeus (European hare)
Lineage: Eukaryota; Metazoa; Chordata; Mammalia; Lagomorpha; Leporidae
Gene: TBC1D5
Product: TBC1 domain family member 5
Exons: 23
Coding region: 426-2801 (791 amino acids)
Biological process (GO): activation of GTPase activity
Molecular function (GO): GTPase activator activity
Source: RefSeq, a predicted model, not a curated record
GCCGCCCCCUCCCGCCCUGUUCUCUCUCAGGUCGGGCCGGGCCCGGCCGGUUCCGCGAGCGCACAGCAGACUGAGGGAGAAGAGGGGAGGAGGAGGAGGAGAAUUCAGGGAAUAGGAGCUGGGGAGCCCUUCUGCGCCACAGAAAAUUUCUGAUGAGUUGUUGAAGACAGGAAAACUGUCAUAAAGACUGUAGCACUAUUGUACUAAUCUCAGAUGAGAGACAAUUCAGAUGUCCCAGUUUUUUGAUUCCUCUUCAGUUCCCAUUUGUCAGCCACGUCUGGUCUUUGGAGUACUGUGUUGGCCUGAGCUGAAGUCAUCCUUGACCCAUAAUAAGAACAUGAAUCUUCAAGUGUCAACUUUAUUUGUGGACCAGUGAAUUUGUUUUGAAAGGUGGUUACUUUGGGUGACAUUGUCCAGUUCUCACAAUGUAUCAUUCGUUAUCUGAAACUAGACAUCCUCUACAAGCAGAAGAACAGGAAGUAGGCAUCGAUCCCUUGUCAAGUUACUCCCACAAGUCUGGAGGAGAUUCAAAUAAAAAUGGAAGAAGAACAAGUUCUACUUUAGACUCUGAAGGGACUUUUAAUUCUUAUAGGAAAGAAUGGGAAGAACUAUUUGUAAACAACAAUUACUUGGCAACAAUAAGGCAGAAGGGGAUUAAUGGGCAGCUGAGAAGCAGCAGGUUCCGCAGCAUUUGCUGGAAGCUAUUUCUUUGUGUUCUUCCUCAAGAUAAAAGUCAAUGGAUAAGUAGAAUUAAAGAAUUAAGAGCAUGGUAUAGCAACAUUAAAGAAAUACAUAUCACAAACCCAAGGAAGGUUGUUGGCCAGCAGGAUUUGAUGAUCAAUAAUCCCCUUUCACAGGAUGAAGGGAGUCUUUGGAACAAAUUCUUCCAAGAUAAAGAACUUCGAUCAAUGAUUGAACAAGAUGUCAAAAGAACGUUUCCUGAAAUGCAGUUUUUCCAACAAGAAAAUGUGAGAAAGAUUCUUACAGAUGUUCUUUUCUGUUAUGCCAGAGAAAACGAGCAGUUGCUUUAUAAACAGGGCAUGCAUGAGCUGUUAGCGCCUAUAGUUUUCAUCCUUCACUGUGACCACCAAGCUUUUCUACAUGCCAGUGAGUCAGCACAGCCCAGUGAGGAAAUGAAAACUCUCUUGAACCCUGAGUAUCUGGAACAUGAUGCCUAUGCAAUGUUCUCACAACUCAUGGAAACUGCUGAACCUUGGUUUUCUACUUUUGAGCAUGAUGGUCAGAAGGGAAAAGAAACGCUGAUGACCCCUAUACCCUUUGCUAGACCACAGGACUUAGGGCCAACAAUCGCUAUUGUUACUAAAGUCAACCAGAUCCAGGAUCAUCUCCUGAAGAAGCAUGAUAUUGAGCUUUACAUGCACUUGAACAGGCUAGAAAUUGCACCACAGAUAUACGGCUUACGGUGGGUACGGCUGUUGUUUGGGCGAGAGUUCCCCCUGCAGGAUCUUCUCGUGGUCUGGGAUGCCUUGUUUGCAGAUGGUCUCAGCCUGAGUUUAGUCGAUUACAUCUUCAUAGCCAUGUUACUCUACAUCCGAGAUGCUUUGAUCUCGAGCAACUACCAGACCUGCCUCGGCCUUCUGAUGCAUUACCCACUCAUCGGGGAUGUACACUCGCUAAUCCUUAAGGCUCUGUUCCUUAGAGACCCAAAGAGAAACCCAAGACCAGUGACUUACCAGUUCCAUCCAAAUUUGGAUUAUUACAAAGCACGAGGAGCAGACCUUAUGAAUAAAAGCCGGACCAAUGCCAAAGGUGCGCCCCUGAAUAUAAACAAGGUCUCUAAUAGCCUGAUUAAUUUCGGAAGAAAGCUCAUUUCCCCAGCAAUGGCCCCAGGCAGCGUGGGUGGCCCUGUUCCUGGGGGCAGCAGCGGCAGCUCCUCUUCCGUCAUUCCCACGAGAACCUCAGUGGAAGCCCCGAAGCAUCACUUGCAGCAGCAGCAGCAACAGCAGCAGCAGCAGCAGCAGCAGCAGCGGCUGCUGAAGUCAGAGAGCAUGCCAGUGCAACUGAACAAAGGACAAACUUCAAAAAACAUCAGUUCGUCUCCAAGCAUUGAGAGUUUGCCUGGAGGAAGAGAGGUCACCGGCUCCCCACCCGCCUCUGCUACUAAAAAGGAUUCCUUCUUUAGCAACAUCUCCCGCUCCCGCUCCCACAGCAGAACUGUGGGCAGAAAAGAAUCUGAAGAAGAACUAGAAGCCCAGAUUUCCUUCCUUCAAGGACAGUUGAAUGACCUGGAGGCCAUGUGCAAAUACUGUGCCAAGGUGAUGGACACGCAUCUUGUAAAUAUCCAAGAUGUGAUAUUACAAGAAAAUUUGGAAAAAGAAGAUCAGAUUCUCGUUUCCUUGGCAGGACUGAAGCAGAUCAAAGACAUCCUGAAAGGCUCCCUGCGUUUCAACCAGAGCCAGCUGGAGGCGGAGGAGAACGAGCAGAUCACCAUCGCUGACGACCACUACUGCUCCAGCGGCCAGGGCCACAGCGGCCCAGGGCCCGGGGCCCCCAAGCAGGCCUCUUCCGAGAUGCCCGGGCGCGCAGAUGGAGGAAGUUCCGAAGACUUCAUCCUGGUUUCUAAAGAAGACGAGGUGGGCAGUGCCAAGGGGCCCUUCUCAGGCCAGGCCCAGCCUCUUCGCACCCUCAGAAGCACAGCAGGAAGAAGCCAGGCCCCAGCCUGCUCCCCUCUGGUCCUCUCGGACCCGCUGAUGGGCACAGCCUCUGCUUCCAGCUCCAGCCCCGACGAUGACAGCAGCAAGGACUCCGGCUUCACCAUUGUGAGCCCCCUGGACAUCUGAGCGCAGUGCCCAGUCCUGCCUCACAGGCCCCCGGCCGCCCCCUCACCAGCCCCCGGCUCCUCCUGGGGAGACCCCUCCAAAACCAAUGCUUCUUUCCUAUCAUGCAACUGCCGUUGGCCCAGCCCUCUGAACCCUUUAGAGAGAAGCCACACGGCCACAAAGCACGCAGACUUCGGGUCACCAAGAUGCAGACGGGGCUUUCUGGCCCGUCACCUAACCCCCACCUCACCUUUGCUCUGAGUCAGAGCCGAGCCAGCGCCCAGGAUCACGCUCACUGUCAGGAAAACACAGUUAGACUCACUUGUCCUCUCUCCCCGCUCCCCAACCAGGCAGUUGCCGCCUCCACCCAUUACGUUUCCAGGGGAAACGAGUUGGUUUCAGAUCUUCCCUCGGGCACAGGAAUGUUGGUUGGUAUCAGGAAAGCUUUCCCUGUGGGAAUCUGUGUCUCAGAUUCCCUGCCUUGGGAAAUGGCACAGCAGAGCCAAGUCUGAUAGAAUAAACUAGAACUAGCCGAGGCUCACGCCGGGAAGCCCCAUUGCUGACCUCUGAAACUUAAAAUGACUUUAGAAACAGGGUUUACACUGAGGAAUCAUCUUUAGGUGUGCUGUGGUGGUAGAGUUUUGGUUUGUUGGAAAAGAAGUUUCCAGUCCUUGGGCCAAGUAUAUUUUGGUCAUCAUUGUUCCUCCUUAAAACAAUUGUAGGCACCUUUUGAAAUCUCUCACAGCCGGAAAGCAAGGCGUCUUUAAGCAAGGCUUUGCAGCACUGAUUUCAAAGCUGUAGCAACCUUACCGUCCUGGAAGGGAAACGUGACCCCGACGUUGUGGGAGAAGCCGCUCUCAGUCGGUUUCCUGGUCACGUUUCUCUAGUUUGGGGACUGCAUUUACCUGUCGAGUAAGAAGCAAGGGAAAAACCCAAGUUCAUUCCCAUCCCGUCGGAGUCCCCCAUUGUCUUUAAGGUAGCAAUGACAGGGAAUCGACCCAGCAUCCCUUCGGUGUGGAGCAGGGCUUCCUAGAGAAUGUUCUAGAUGUCUGGAGGAGGCAGGAUCCCCGCACAGCCCCUUCCCUUGCUGGGAGCCAAGUGUAGGAGUCCCGGGGCCUGUGCCCAGCUGUGGGCUCUGCAUCCUGGGCACUGUGGCCAAGAGCAGGUCUGACAGGCUGGCGCCUUUGGCACUGCGCAGAUUAAAGAGGCCCCGCUGCGCGCUGGCUUAGGAGACUGAUGGACACAGUGUCCCAUGGGCCCAUUCACUGAGCAGGACGCUUCUGCCCUGCUGCCGGAGCAGGCAUUCCUGCUAGGACAGGUCGUGACUGAAGGGGGCGCUGUCGUGCCCCGUACCAGGGCAUCUGGCUCUUUGGGCCUUGGCUGGGAGGAUGCAAGGCCUCCGUGCAGUGGACGCCAAGUGAGGAUGGCAAGGCCUCGGCGCGGUGGAAGCCGAGUGCGAAGGAAAAGCAUCCCUCCUACUGCUGGCCACGGAUGUCUCUCCUGGCAAAUGCAAUGGUGACGGGACAGCGGAGGUCCUGCCGAAGGCUCUGUUCAGCGCCGCCACCUGUUCUUGGGACCCAGCACAUCACUGCUUUGCUAGGUGCCGGGGCUGUGUGGCCUUCCCGGGCUGGGCGGUUGCUCAGCAGGGCGCGAGGAAGUUGCUGCCAGUGUUGUUUAUCCACUGCAGGACACUUGGUAAGUGCCAGGGUUGCAUACGGUGAGCAGCCUCACCCCUACGCAGGGUCGGCCAAGGGCUACUUUCUCACACAGGACUUGGCUUGGAGGCGCUGGUGUUUUCCCUGCUAAGGUGAGAAGUGCAGAGCUGUCCCCGCUGGGGCACUGGGACCUCAGUCAGGAAGCAGCCCUGGUGCCAUUUGCUCACGUCUGGCAUGCCCCUUGCCCCGAGGGCUCCAGCCUCAGUAGCCGACCAGCACUGGGCAUCCCCCAGGCCAAGCAGGCCCUGUAGCCGGUGGGUGUUCAGGAGUCACAGAAUCGCUCAGGCCUGCCCCCCAACCCCCAACCAAGGGGCAGGCCCUCCUCUUGUACUUUUGGGCCGACGCCACCUGACAGGUGCGGGUUCUCAGAGGUAGAGGUGUGGCUGCUAUGGGGCCCACUGGCCCACCCCUCCCCAGGGAAAGAAGCAGGACAGGGCAGCGGGCAGAGGCAGUGCCACACCCAAAUGCCCAUCGGGCCACGGGGCUGGAGAAUUGUGUUACUAUCUCUCUCCUAAGUGACUUUCUUUUAUUCAGAGUUGAACAUUGUUUGCAUUUUUUAUUUGUUACAGUGCUAUUAAAGAAUGUAUGUUCCUUUUUAUUAUUUUUUUUCAGGUACUUGGGUUUUUUUUAAUUGCACAUUUUUUAAAUCCUGGAUAUAUGAAACCUUUUUGUUUUUCUCUAACAAAUGUGGUAAUCAGUGGAUUCCUUCUUGUGUUUUGAUUUUUUUGAUUAUUAGCAGUUGAACAUUUUAUACACGUACCAUUUAGAUGAACUCCCGUUGUCAUCUCCUUUUUUUUAUACAUGCCCCUGUGUGCUUCCUACAUUCCUGUGUGAUCCGAUUGGAAAUUUUUGUCAAGAUUUCCCUGUGUAGUACAUGCGAGAGCUAAGGCUGGAGAAAGUCAGUUACCGCUUUUGCCUACUUACGUGUCGCCAAGGGGCCAUGUGCUUUACACGUGUAACUGUACUGGAUUAUUCUUCCAAAGAUGACCCCUGCUAACUGUAGCCUGCAAAGCAAGAACGUUAAUGCCGAACGCGUGACUGUGUCCCUGCAAGUGAGCCCCGGCCUCGCAGGACCCGCCUUCUCGGCCGGGGCCGACUUGCAUACGAAGACGCUGGGACAGUGACGCUGUCUCCAGAGCCGACCUGCCCUAGGUGACCUUCUGGAACAGGAGUGUAUGGAGGACUUGGGGCCGCAUGGGCCCCCCUCGCCUUGCAGACAGCACCCACGGAGCAGGGCCCGGGGGCCCUGGAGCAGGGCUGAGGCUGCAGGACACAGGUGGCAACAGCAAGGCGCCUCCCGCAUGCGGGCCAGACUUCGGUUUGCUCCCUCUUUACGACAUUGAGGAGACGCAUCAAGUUCAUGUAAACAGGCUGGAGACCAUGUUGAUGUUAAGUUGUCGUCAUAAUUUUUCUCGCAGUAGCACAAUUGACUUGAUUCAUGGAGAACUCGGUUGCGUCAUUUCUAUCCUGUCGCUUUUUCUCACCCGCCGUUAUGCUAGAACUCAUGUUGAUUUAAGCAAUGAUUUAUCCUUUUGGCAAAGUGAGCCCUCUCCGUAUGAUAGAAUAAAAGACUAAUGUGAC